Didymodactylos carnosus is the source of this 1434-nucleotide messenger RNA. NCBI's taxonomy places the organism in Eukaryota, Metazoa, Rotifera, Eurotatoria, Philodinida, Philodinidae. The record is from the annotation of a GenBank genome assembly.
AUGAUGAACGAGCAUCGUGCGUUUUCACCAUCAAAUAUUUAUUUAGAGCCACAAUAUUCAUCAGGAUUACUCAUCGACUGGGGAUCGGAUCAAGCUUUGCAAGCUCCAUCAGUAUUCAGUGGAUUUUCACAAACAUCACUCAUCCAUCGUCACACAGUUUCUUUACCUCCACUAAUCAAAAAGUCGAAAAACGUUUAUCUUCAGCGUUUUCAAUAUUUUCUAAAGCAUUUUGCAGCUUAUCGCAAACGUACUGUCAUUGUAUUUUUCAUCAUUGUUGGUCUUUCAUUAGCUCUGCCAUGGCUCAUUGUGGGUCUCAUUCGAUUUCGCCAAGUUGGUUAUGGUCAAACAUGUGUAAAAGCUCAAUGUUCUACGUCAGCCGGAUUAACCUGCUUAUCAAAUGUAUGUCAAUGUAACACGAAUCAAUACUAUGAUGGUAAGAAAUGUCAAACACAAAUGAAUGUUAAUAAAACUGGAUGUACAAGACAUGAGCAAUGUGACUCAAAACUCCAUCUCUUGUGUGUCCAAGGAACAUGUCAAUGUCAACAAAAUCAAUAUUAUACAAUAACAGGAUGCAAACCUUACCUUAUCUACAAUGUUACAUGUACUCCAGGUGUUAAUCCUCUCUGCUCUCCUUCAAUGAGUUUGAUUUGUAGUCCAAUAUUAUUAGUUUGUGUAUGUUCUACGAAUACAUUUUGGAAUGGUGCCAAUUGUCAAUCAGUUUCAUCUUAUCAAGGAUAUUGUUCACAAGAUUCGACAUGUGAUGUAACAAAAGGAUUAUUUUGUCGAAUAUCCACUGCGAUAGUUGCUUGUGAUUGCCCAGAAACAUCAAAAUUAUUCACAUGUGAUUGUUAUAGUGGUCAAAUAUGGAAUGGAACUCAAUGUGUAAACCAACUAGCGUACAAUUCAACGUGCGUAUCAUCAAGUCAAUGUUCACAAACACUCAGUUUAACAUGUAUUGCUGGUCUAUGUGGUUGUCAACUGCCAUUAUACUAUUGGUCAUCUUUGACCUAUAGUCGAUGUACUCCAUGUGAAAUUGUCACUGGUUAUGUAUUAAUUCAAUUUCAAAGUCAAUAUGUUUGUACACGAAUGAUGACUCCUAACACAUUGUCAACAUUUUCCACUAGUCAACAACUUUGUUUAACCAAUGGAUGGUUACUUAUUUCACCGAUCGUGCAAGCAGAUAUUGCCAAAAUAAGUGCAACAUAUCCACCUUAUCGAAUGUGGAUGAAUAUUCAGUAUAAUGCAAGUGGAAGUGGCUAUUUGAAUAAUUUAUUUCCUACAUUACCAAAUUGGAAUUCAGCAAUCGUGAAUAGUACACCUCAAUAUUCAUCAUCGGUCUAUGCUCUACAACUAAUUCCAACAUACGAUACAAAUUUUCUAUUUGAAUCAAACAUGAAUGUGGAUUAUGCUUACACACUAUGCGCAAUCUAUUAA